Trichoderma breve is the source of this 1839-nucleotide messenger RNA. RefSeq lists its product as uncharacterized. The record is from RefSeq and is a predicted model, not a curated record. The transcript has 4 exons. Gene Ontology annotation, biological process: GPI anchor biosynthetic process. The coding region runs from base 1 to 1839 and encodes 612 amino acids. Gene Ontology annotation, cellular component: endoplasmic reticulum. NCBI's taxonomy places the organism in Eukaryota, Fungi, Ascomycota, Sordariomycetes, Hypocreales, Hypocreaceae.
AUGCCCCCCUCCAACCUCUCCGUGGCAGAGGAGAUCUACGGCGGCGUGGCGACUCUGCUGCAGCUGCUGUGGAAAUGGAUCAAAGGGCCAGGCAUGCACAGGGCCGCCAUCGUCGCCGCCGCGGUGAUGCGCCAGGUCAAGCGGAACAUGACGGCCAAGAGGCUGCUGAGCUUCCCGCACCUGCUGGCCUUUUUCUGGAUGCUCCUUUUGUUAUGGGGAGAGCGCUGGAUCUACACUAACCAUGUCAACGUCUGCGACUGGAAGAGCUGGGAGAAGUGGCCCAAAGGUGCAACUCCUCACCAUCUUGUCCUCAUCGCCGACCCGCAAAUCCUCGAUCCUCACACCAACCCCGACUGGCCAUCAGCGGUGCUGGCCACCGUCGUCACCAUCACCGACAGAUAUCUCAAGCAGAGCUACAAUGCGCUUCUGCACAAGCUGCACCCAGACAGCCUGUUCUUCCUCGGCGACAUGCUAGAGGGCGGCCGCGAGUGGAAGACGAGGCAGGGCCUCUUUGUCGAUCCCAAAUGGGGAUAUGGCGACGACUUUUGGCUCAGUGAAUACCAACGCUUUGGGGAGAUUUUCUUCGACCCCUGGAAUAUCGCAGGCAGAAACCAUGACCUCGGUUUUGGCGCCAUGGUCCAGGUGCCGGUAAGAGAUCGCUAUCAGGCGUAUUUUGGAGAUGGAAAUCGGGUCGACAUUGUGGGAAACCAUACCAUUGUCUCGGUUGAUGCUGUCUCCCUGAGCGCGGGAACGUCUACUCAGAGGGCCAACCACGAUCUGUCAUCCAUCUACGGCCCCGUCCACGAGUUCCUGGACGGUGUUCAGUCUACAAAGCGGAAGAUGGCACAGAACGAGCUGAAGUUCUGGUAUGGUGUCGAGCGGGGGAUCAAGUUCAAGCACCACGUCGAGGAGCUGGACAAGGCAGACUUGACCCGAUGGUCAAGAGAUCCUGGGCCGGGCGCUGCCGACUUCCCCACGCUUCUCCUUACACAUGUUCCUCUCUAUCGUGAGCCUAAUACGCCCUGUGGCCCGCAACGUGAACACUGGCCGCAGAAAAAGGGAUCCGACGAGAAAGAUCCUGCCAAUGCUAUAUCAGUGGUGGCUGGAUACCAAUAUCAGAACGUGCUUUCGGAGGAGGAUUCCGUCAAGCUCGUCAAGAGUAUCGGCAACGUCGUUCAUGCCUUUUCAGGCGACGACCACGACUACUGCGAACUCGUGCACUCUGACGCCAAAGAGAAUGUGCGGGAGAUUACCGUCAAGACGAUGAGCAUGUCGCAGGGAGUGCCAACCCCAGGCUUCCUCAUGGUCAGUCUCUACAACCCAAUCGACAAGGAUGGCAAGCCCCUUCCCGGUUCGCCCGAGAAGACGGUACAGACUAAUCUGUGCCUUUUACCAAACCAACUCGUCAAAUACAUGAACUAUAUCGCCUUCUGCAUCUUCUCCCUCAUCCUCCUCGCCGUCAGGGCCUUCUUCGUUCCCAUCCUGCGCCUCACUCCUUUUGCCCUGCCGCCCGAACGAAGGGGCGCCAGCCUCCCCAUCUACAAAGACAAGGUCGAGCCACCGAUCACGCCCUCGUCCAGCUCGAGCAACGGCGCCGGCAGCACGCGCUGGGCUGGUAAAAAGGGCAAGCAUAGGCCUCGACGGAGCUUGGCUGACGGCAAGUGGCCGCGGAUCACGAUCAACGAAGACUACUACGACACCAGCAAGUCGUGGAAAACAACGACCGGCAGGGGGGAUCGGUUCUCGGUCAAGGUCAUGGUCACGGAGAUGUGGACCACGACGUGGAGAGUAACUUGGAUCGCGGUACUGAUUUGGAUAUAUCUGAUACGGAACGGCUAA